Molecule: messenger RNA, 1730 nt
Organism: Amblyraja radiata (thorny skate)
Lineage: Eukaryota; Metazoa; Chordata; Chondrichthyes; Rajiformes; Rajidae
Gene: laptm4a
Product: lysosomal protein transmembrane 4 alpha
Exons: 7
Coding region: 95-784 (229 amino acids)
Cellular component (GO): lysosomal membrane
Source: RefSeq, a predicted model, not a curated record
GAGCGGGCUGUCAGUCGGGUGACAUGUGCGUGACCCCGGGGGUCAGGCGGCAGAGACGGUCGGUCGGUCAGUGGAGGAGCGAGUGAACGCGGAGAUGUCUCUGAAAACGACCGGAGGUCGCUUCUACAGCACCCGAUGCUGCGUCUUCUGCCAUGUCCGCACCGGCACCAUCGUCCUCGGAGCCUGGUACAUGGUGGUGAAUUUGCUGAUGGGCAUUUUGUUGACUGUGGCGGUAACUCACCCUGAAACUGUGCCCCCACUGGAUAUACAGUAUGAAGUUAUUGGAAACUAUUAUUCCUCAGACAGAGUAACAGAAAAUGCUUGUGUUGGGUUUACCAUCUCUCUUUUGAUGUUUACUAUCAGUGCCAUGUUGGUGUAUGGUGCUGUCACUCAUCGUGGAGGAUGGCUGAUUCCUUUCUUCUGCUACUUGUUGUUCAAUUUUGCCCUUUCUUGCCUUGUUGCCGUCAGCUCUCUCACCUAUGUUCCCAGGAUCAAGGACUAUCUUAGCCAAUUGCCUGAUUUUCCUUACAAGGAUGACCUACUUGCUUUGGACUCCAGUUGCCUUCUGCUGAUGGUUCUGCUUUCUUUUACCAUUAUUAUAACUAUUAAGGCUUACUUCAUUAACUGUGUUUGGAACUGCUACAAGUACAUCAACAACAGAAACACACCUGAGAUAUCUGUAUAUCCAGCUUUUGAAACACCAAUACAGUAUGUGCUCCCAACCUACGAAAUGGCUGUGAAGAUGCCGGAGAAGGAACCUCCGCCUCCAUACAUGCCUGCUUGAACACAAUGUAAAUCAAAAGCAAAAUGAGUGAUUUCUCUUAAAUUUGAAUCUGUUUAUCUUGCAUUUAAGCUUUGAAACUUUUUAAGAGCAAUACUGUGUUUGAGUAAAUCCUCGUGUCUAGGAGAUUUAUAUUUUGUAUGCAACAGUGAUUAAAACUAAACCUUGAAUAUUGAAACUAUUUUUAAACUAUCUCUUGUUAUUAGCUGGGUGAUCGUUUUUGAUCCAUCUACUUCAGUCCAAGAUUUUCAUCUGAAUUAUCCUUCAUUCAAAAUUACUUGAGAACCAUUUAAAAUUUAUCUGUAUGACAUUGAGUGUCAAGUUGAUUGUUUUAAGUCAAGAGGACCAAGCUAGUCAUUAAUUUGAAAGUUGACCAUUUGAAUAGAUGAGCAAUGAAAGCUUUGCUGGAAGGCUGUGCAGUUUGACAUUGCAAUACUUGGUUUCUACCACUAGAGGUUCUUAGUGAUUCAUUAUUAAAGGCUAAUGCAACCUCUUGAGGCAGAAAUCAUGUGCUACACAGAAUAUUUCCACUGAUCCUUCCAACUUUCUGCUUAUAGAUUUCAAUGCUUGGCAAUGUAAAUUCAGAAUAGUGAAUUGUCCAUUUGCAGUAAGGAAAUGUACUGUUGAAUGUAUGGGUCAAAUAUAUUUGCACUUGUUGACUUUUUUUCCUAUUUGUUUUAAGAUACUUUUCAGUUUAAUUUGAAUCCUUUAAGUGUGAGAUAAUAAUAAAGACAUUGUUGCUGUUUUCUGCAUUGUAUAGCUGAUAAAGUUUAAACAGUUUCAUUUUAAUGGUCACAUGGCUUUGUUGUUUUGAUUAACAAUAAUACUUCAAUUUAUGUUGCAGCUAAGUUUCACUUUCAGCUGAUUAGUUGAAUUAAAUAACUGAUGUAUCUCCAUGUACCUAAUGAAUAGGUUGAUUCUGGAAUAAAACAUAAUUUGUUAUAUUAAA